Populus euphratica (Euphrates poplar) is the source of this 1028-nucleotide messenger RNA. Its product is annotated as nucleoside diphosphate kinase 3-like. Gene Ontology annotation, molecular function: nucleoside diphosphate kinase activity. Lineage: Eukaryota; Viridiplantae; Streptophyta; Magnoliopsida; Malpighiales; Salicaceae. The coding region runs from base 133 to 843 and encodes 236 amino acids. The transcript is spliced from 7 exons. The record is from RefSeq and is a predicted model, not a curated record. Gene Ontology annotation, biological process: UTP biosynthetic process; CTP biosynthetic process; GTP biosynthetic process.
UGAUGGAUCCUCUCUUCCCAGCUGUCUUCUAUAACACCACAGCUCUUUCACUCCCUCUCUUCGCACUUUCAUAUCAUCUCUCUCUCUCUGCAUCUCCAUUUUGCUAAGCUCACGAAAAGGAUAUGAAUAAAAAUGAGCCCUAAGAUAUGGAGAUCUGCUUCUAGAGCUGCACAGUCUCUCCUCUCUUCAGCCUCUAAAAGCUCUCGCUUUUACUCUGAAGGGAGAGCUGUCACAGCAGCAGUUUCAUUCAGUGGGAAGUUGCCUUUCAUAGCUUCGGCUCAUGGAAGGACUGGUUCUUCAAAUUCGGCUAGGCAAUGGAUUUCAGGGGCUCUUGCAUUUCCUGCCGCAGUAUAUAUGCUCCAAGAACAGGAGGCACAUGCUGCUCAGAUGGAGCAAACUUUCAUUGCCAUCAAGCCUGAUGGAGUGCAGAGAGGGCUGAUUUCUGAAAUCAUUUCUCGUUUUGAGCGAAAAGGUUUUAAACUCGUAGCAAUUAAAGUGGUGGUUCCUUCUAAGGAACAUGCUCAGAAACAUUAUCAUGAUCUGAAGGAAAGACCGUUCUUUAAUGGUCUUUGUGACUUCCUUAGCUCUGGACCUGUUGUUGCCAUGGUAUGGGAAGGAGAAGGGGUGAUCAAAUAUGGUAGGAAACUUAUUGGAGCAACGGAUCCUCAGAAAUCAGAACCAGGGACUAUCAGGGGUGAUCUAGCCGUUGCUAUUGGAGGAAAUGUCAUUCACGGAAGUGAUGGACCCGAGACCGCCAAGGAUGAGAUUAACUUAUGGUUCAAACCAGAGGAAGUGGUUAGCUACACUAGCAAUGCUGAGAAGUGGAUCUAUGGAGUGAACUGAUGAAUGUUUUUUGUUUUAGCAUCUCUCUUCUGGGAUCUAGGUCCCUAAUAAAGAGUGGGAUGGACAUAAUUGUUAGAAUAAAUCAUUUCGUGUUGAGAGGCGAGUGACAAGAUUCCUUAGCUACGAAUUACUGGCAAUGUGAAAUUUGAUCAUUAAUGCAUUCCACCUCAUUGCUAAUCAUGGAA